Cyprinodon tularosa is the source of this 1017-nucleotide messenger RNA. RefSeq names its product retinoschisin-like. Bases 84 to 866 code for a protein of 260 amino acids. The transcript has 6 exons. NCBI's taxonomy places the organism in Eukaryota, Metazoa, Chordata, Actinopteri, Cyprinodontiformes, Cyprinodontidae. The record is from RefSeq and is a predicted model, not a curated record.
CAUCACAGUCCUGUGGAUUAUAGUAAUCCUGUCCACCAAAGUAGGGUAUCACACACGUCAGUCCUCCACAGCUGAACAAGACGAUGGAGGUCCCUGCUUAUUGUGCCGCUGUGCUCUUCCUUCUGCUCCUUUCUCAGGCAGUGAUCCCGGUUAGAUCACAGGAGGAAGAGGAGACCAUCCAGCAGGUGGAAGAGCUGCAAGAGGAAGAGCUACAGGAGGAGGAGCAGCAGGUGAUUGAGACGUGGACGCGAAAUGUCAAGGCCUGCACCUGUGACUGCGAGUCCGUGGAUUCGCCAACACGCAACCCUGCUGCUAUCUCACCUGUGCCGCCGACCUCAUUGCCAUCUCAGGGUCACCUGCUGAACUGCAUGCCAGAAUGCCCAUACCACAGAGCCCUGGGCUUCGAAUCAGGAUCUGUGGCCUCGGACCAGAUCAGCUGCUCUAACCAGGACCAGUACAGCGGCUGGUACUCCUCCUGGACCCCAAACAAGGCUCGCCUUAACAACCAAGGAUUUGGGUGUGCCUGGCUUUCCAAGUUUAACGACCAGCAACAGUGGAUCCAGAUCGACCUGAAGGAGGUGGGAGUGGUGUCUGGAAUCCUGAUCCAGGGCCGCUGUGACGCUGAUGAGUGGAUCACUAAAUACAGCAUCCAGUAUCGCACUGUGGAAACCCUCAACUGGAUCUAUUACAAAGACCAAACAGGAAAUAACAGGGUCUUCUAUGGGAACUCUGAUCGCUCCUCCACCGUGCAGAACCUGCUGCGCCCCCCCAUCGUAGCUCGCUACAUCCGCCUCCUCCCUCUGGGCUGGCACACCCGCAUCGCCAUCAGGAUGGAGCUGUUAAUGUGUAUGAGCAAGUGCACCUGAAGGCAUACAGGACUGCUCCCACCCCCAUCCGCCAUCUCCCUGCCAGCAGGCACUUUAUUUAAGGUUAAAGACAAAUAUUAUUGGAACAACUGCUGGGGAAAAAAUGAUACAUGUUCAAAAUUUGCUUUGGAAGAUUAAACACUUUAAAAAA